AUGGACGAAGAGGCUGAUGGCUUCGUCCUCGUGCCACGGCAUUUCGAAGACGACAAUUGUCCAUCCUACCUGUCGGACAUUGAGCAAGUCGUCCUCCACCUAGACGACCUCUCAUGGACCCUCAGCUGCUACCUCCACGAUAAUCCCGAGCUUGGCUUCGCCGAGCACAAGGCCCACGAUGCCUUGACCAAGUUCAUGGGUUCCCACGCGGGCUGGAAGGUCACAUCUUCAGCCUAUGGCAUGGAGACAGCCUGGGUCGCUGAAUACGACACAGGCAGGCCUGGGCCUGUCAUCGCGUUCAACGCAGAAAUGGGUAUCGCGACCGCAGAGACUCUACAAAAGCACAAAAUUGGCGGCAAGAUCCUCGUCAUAGGGACACCAGCGGAAGAAGGAGGCGGUGGCGGCAAGAUCAAAUGCCUCGAGGCUGGGGCGUACGAUAAUGUCGACGUGGCCAUCAUCUCGCACCCGGGGAUCCUGAACAAUAGCCCCGCGGUGAGAACCACUGCGUACACACACCUCGAUGUUUCGUACCGAGGCCGCGCCGCUCAUGCCGCCAACAGCCCCUGGAGUGGCAUCAACGCGCUGGACGCUCUAAUUGUGGCGUACAAUGCUGUCUCGGUGCUUCGGCAACAGACGCACCCUGACGACAUUAUUGGCCUACAGAUCACUGACGGCGGGAAUAGGCCAAACGUGAUUCACGCGCACGCUGCUGGUGUUGCUGUUCUCCGAGCUACGAGUUCGCGUCGUUUGCAAGAGCUUCGACGCAGAGUCGUGGCGUGUUUUCAAGCUGGCGCUGAGGCCACUGGUGCCCAAGUCCACAUUGAAGAGACGCUGGGGUACAAGGACCACGUCCCGAAUCGUGUGCUGGCAACAUCCUACGCAAGAUACUGGAGAGCGAUGCCAAACGCCCCUGAUCCGCCGCUGCCGCCUCCUGGACAGUAUACCUUGGUCAAGGCUAGCACAGACCAGGGGAACCUGAGCUACGCGCUGCCGAGUAUGAAUGUCAGCUUUGCCAUUCCUCCAGGCGAGAAGGGCGGACAGCCGCACAGUCCCGAUUUUCAAAAGGCGUCUCGCACCCGAGACGCUUUUCAGCGGGCUAUGAGGGUUGCCAAGGCGAUAGCAGGGACCGCGGUGGAUGUAUGUGCGAAGCCUGGACUGCUCGCGGAUGUGCAGGCGCAAUGGAGACUUGAUAUGGCUUCAAUGGCAGGUCAAGAGGAGCCUCAUGGGAAAGCUGCGUCCAUGGCAUAG
This is a messenger RNA of Emericellopsis cladophorae, 1248 nucleotides long. Its product is annotated as Peptidase M20 domain-containing protein 2. The transcript is spliced from 2 exons. NCBI's taxonomy places the organism in Eukaryota, Fungi, Ascomycota, Sordariomycetes, Hypocreales, Bionectriaceae. The record is from RefSeq and is a predicted model, not a curated record. Gene Ontology annotation, molecular function: dipeptidase activity. The coding region runs from base 1 to 1248 and encodes 415 amino acids.